Octodon degus (degu) is the source of this 171-nucleotide messenger RNA. RefSeq names its product ATP synthase subunit epsilon, mitochondrial-like. The record is from RefSeq and is a predicted model, not a curated record. Gene Ontology annotation, biological process: proton motive force-driven mitochondrial ATP synthesis. Gene Ontology annotation, molecular function: proton-transporting ATP synthase activity, rotational mechanism. Bases 11 to 166 code for a protein of 51 amino acids. NCBI's taxonomy places the organism in Eukaryota, Metazoa, Chordata, Mammalia, Rodentia, Octodontidae. The transcript has a single exon. Gene Ontology annotation, cellular component: mitochondrial inner membrane.
UUGCGACAUCAUGGUGGCCUACUGGCAACAGGCUGGACUCAGCUACAUUCGCUACUCCCAGAUCUGUGCAAAGGCAGCAAGGGAUGCCCUGAAGACGGAAUUCAGUGCAAAUGCAAAGAAGACUGCUGGCAGCAGCAUCAAAAUUGUGAAAGUGAAGAAAGAAUAACCAGC